CGACAACCCACACAUCCUGUUUCCCGUUAGCUCAUCGAGCUGCAAUAUUCAAGCCUUGACAUUGCGAAGAUGGACGCUGUUAUGGUCUAGACCUGGAUAUAUAGGAACCACAAACUGCGAGUUUCAGAUCUCUGUUAUGAGAACAUUUCCCGUUCGUCCAGGUGGAGGCUGGAGGUGUGUGUAGAGUGCAGUACACAUCAGCAGCAUGUAUUCUGAGUGGCGCUCACUGCAGCUGGUGGUGCAGAGUGACCAGGGCCAUCUCAGUGUUCUGCACAGCUAUCCCACCACCGUGGGCACGGAGGUGGCAAAUGCUGUGGUCAAACCUCUGGGUACAGCUGUAAGCCCUGUGGCCACAGAGAAUAUCCUGAAGACGGACAAGGAGGUGAAAUGGACCAUGGAGGUGUUGUGUUAUGGCCUCACCCUCCCCCUGGAGGGAGACACUGUGAAGCUGUGUGUGGAUGUGUACACAGACUGGAUGAUGGCCCUGGUGUCGCCCAGGGACUCCAUGCCUACGCCGGUUGUCAAGGAGCCCAACAUGUACGUCCAGACCAUCCUCAAACACCUCUACAACGUCUUUGUGCCAAGGCCUGAGCAGCAUAGUCUGAACCACAUCAGGCUCUGCCAGCAGGUUCUAACUGCAGUCCAGAAGUUGGCACGUGAGUCUGUUUCCAUGGUGAGGGAAACCUGGGAGGUGCUAUUGCUCUUCCUGCUUCGCAUCAACGACACAUUACUUGCCGCGCCAACGGUUGGAGUUGGCGUUGCUGAGAAACUAGCAGAGAAACUGAUGGCGGUGCUGUUCGAGGUGUGGCUACUGGCGUGCGCUCGCUGCUUUCCCACGCCACCAUAUUGGAAGACAGCGAAGGAAAUGCUGGCCAACUGGAGACACCACCCCCCGGUUGUAGAGCAGUGGAGCAGAGUGGCCUGUGCCCUCACCUCCAGGCUCUUGCGCUUUACACAUGGACCAUCCUUCCCGCCCUUUAAAGUUCCCGAUGAAGAUGCCAGCCUGAUCCCUUUAGAGAUGGACAACGACUGUGUGGCUCAGACGUGGUACCGCUUCCUCCACAUGUUAAGCAACCCAGUGGACCUGAGCAACCCUGCGAUAGUGAGCACCACUCCGAAGUUUCAGGAACAGUUUCUAAACUCCAGCGGCAUCCCUCAUGAAGUGGUGCUGCAUCCAUGUUUGAAACAGCUGCCCCAGAUCUUCUUCAGGGCCAUGAGGGGCAUCAGCUGCUUAGUGGAUGCAUUCUUAGGUGUCUCUGUUGAAAAGAAAGAUGUACGGGAGAGGGUGUUCACUUUUUCUCCAGUGCUGCACUCUCAUGGUAUAUCACGUCCCAGAUCUGACAGUGCCCCGCCCACCCCGGUCAACAGAAUGAGCAUGUCUCCGCCCCCCUCCAUCACCAACACCACCCCCCCCCACAGCCGCAAGCAACGGCAUACAGUGGUCACCAAAACCACGAGCAAGAGUUCAACGGGCAGUGGCAGUCAACCAACCAAAGGGUCCCAGCAGCAGCAGCAGCAGCAGCAGCAGACGUCCUCCUCCCCGACGCUGCUCUCCAGCCCCAACCAGAGCAGCUGGGAGUCUCGGCCCCUGCCCGCCCCGGCACGUCCCAAAGUCAACAGCAUCCUCAACCUGUUCGGCCAGUGGCUCUUCGACGCGGCCCUGGUCCACUGUAAGCUCCACAGCGGCCUCAGCAGAGACCCCAGCAUGACCGCGAUAGCCACUCAAGUAGGUCUGGAGCUGAGAAGGAAGGGUUCCCAAAUGUCCACCGACUCCAUGGUGUCCAACCCCAUGUUCGACGCCAACGAGUUCCCAGAGAGCUACGAGGCAGGGCGGGCGGAGGCCUGUGGGACGCUCUGCCGCAUCUUCUGUAGCAAGAAGACCGGAGAAGACAUUCUGCCAGUUUACCUUUCCAGGUUCUACAUGGUCCUGAUUCAGGGUCUCCAGAUCUCAGAUUUUAUCUGCAGACCAGUUCUGGCUUCUAUCAUCCUCAACUCUUCCUCUCUGUUCUGCUCCGACCUGAAAGGCAUCAACGUGCUGGUGCCCUACUUUAUAGCUGCCCUGGAGACUAUUGUACCCGACAGGGAACUGUCCAAAUUCAAGAUGUACGUAAAUCCCACCGACCUGCGGAGAGCCUCCAUCAACAUCCUGCUUGCCAUGCUGUCUUUGCCGCAUCAUUUUGGCAACAUCAAAUCAGAGGUUCUGUUGGAAGGAAAGUUCAACGAGGAGGAUGGGUGGCCACAUGACCAGCCCGUGUCUUUCCUGUCCCUGCGGCUGCGUCUCGUCAAUGUCCUCAUAGGAGCCCUUCAGACUGAGACGGACCCCACCAACACACAGCUCAUCCUGGGUGCAAUGCUAAACAUUGUUCAAGACUCUGCACUGCUGGAGUCAAUAGGUGCACAGACUGAAACGGGAAGCAUAGACGGGAGCCACAUGGCGGUGAGGAGUCACAGUCACAGCCGCACCAACAGCGGCAUCAGCUUCAACAGCGGGGGGAGCACGGAGGCCACCAGCCCCGACUCUGAGAGACCUGGCCAGGCCCUGCUGCGAGACUACGAUACGGCGGCGGGCCUGCUGGUGCGCAGCAUCCACCUGGUCACCCAGAGACUCAACUCCCAGUGGAGGCAGGACAUGAGCAUCUCACUGGCUGCACUGGAGCUGCUGGCGGGGCUAGCCAAGGUGAAGGUGGGAGUAGACUCUGCAGACCGUAAGCGGGCCGUCAGCUCUAUAUGUGGGUACAUCGUGUACCAGUGCAGCCGUCCAGCUCCCCUCCAGUCCCGAGACCUCCACUCCAUGAUUGUAGCUGCCUUCCAGUUUCUCUGUGUGUGGCUCACAGAACACCCCGACAUGCUGGAUGAGAAGGAUUGUCUGGUAGAGGUGUUGGAGAUUGUGGAGCUGGGAAUAUCUGGCAGUAAGUCUCGGCAGGAACUGGAAGUCCGACAUAAAGGGGAGAAGGAGCACAAUCCGGCCUCAAUGAGGGUGAAGGAUGCUGCGGAGGCCACUUUAUCCUGAUCUCCUCUAGAGCAGUGAUGUUUUGGGGCUGUCGCUG
Molecule: messenger RNA, 3047 nt
Organism: Notothenia coriiceps (black rockcod)
Lineage: Eukaryota; Metazoa; Chordata; Actinopteri; Perciformes; Nototheniidae
Gene: ralgapb
Product: Ral GTPase activating protein non-catalytic subunit beta
Exons: 20
Coding region: 206-3010 (934 amino acids)
Biological process (GO): activation of GTPase activity
Molecular function (GO): GTPase activator activity
Source: RefSeq, a predicted model, not a curated record